AUGACCCGUUGGUUCUGGCCCAAGGAGGGCGGACAGGGAGGGCGGAUCGCGUCUGCCACCUCUCCCAGCCCCAGGCUCUCGGGGGCGGGGCCUGGCCCUCGGGGAGGGGCGCUCUGGGCCCACGCUGCGCUGGCUGAUGGCAGCUUGUGUUUCUUGCAGAGCUUGUGCCUGUCACUGGGGGUCCCCGGGCUGGGCAGGCCCCGCACCCUGUACCCCUGGCGCCGAGCCCCCACACUGGGCCGCGUGCGCAGAGCCUGGGUCAUCCCUCCCAUCAGCGUGUCCGAGAACCACAAGCGCCUGCCCUUCCCCCUGGUGCAGAUCAAGUCGGACAAGCAGCAGCCGGGCAGUGUCAUCUACAGCAUCCAGGGGCCUGGCGUGGACGAGGAGCCCCGGGGCGUCUUCUCCAUAGACAAGUUCACAGGGAAGGUGUCCCUGAACGCCGUGCUGGACCGGGAGAAGACAGACCGCUUCCGGCUCAGGGCCUUUGCUCUGGACCUUGGAGGGUCCACCCUGGAGGAGCCCACAGACCUGGAGAUUGUGGUUGUGGACCAGAACGACAACAGACCGGUCUUCCGGCAGGAGGUGUUCACUGGCCGCGUGCUGGAGGGCGCUGCACCAGGCACCUACGUGACCAGAGCUGAGGCCACGGAUGCGGAUGACCCGGAGACCGACAACGCAGCCCUGCGGUUCUCCAUCCUGGAGCAGGGCGGCCCCCAGCUCUUCAGCAUUGACCCCUACACGGGGGAGAUCCGCACCGUGCAAGUGGGCCUGGACCGCGAGGUGGUCGCCGUGUACAAUCUGACCCUGCAGGUGGCAGACAUGUCUGGAGAGGGCCUCACCGCCACCGCCUCAGCCCUCAUCACACUCGAGGACGUCAAUGACAAUGCGCCGGAGUUCACGAGGGACGAGUUCUUUGUGGAGGCCACCGAGGCCGUCAGCGCAGUGGACGUGGGGCGGCUCGCAGUGGAGGACCGGGACCUGCCAGGCUCCCCGAAUUGGGUGGCCAGGUUCACCAUCCUGGAGGGCGACCCCGACAGGCAGUUCACCAUCCACACAGACCCCAAGACCAACGAGGGCGUGCUGUCUGUGGUGAAGCCCCUGGACUACGAGCGUCGUGAGCGGUAUGACCUCAGAGUGGCGGUGCAGAAUGAGGCGCCCCUGCAGGCCACUGCCCCCUGGGCCGAGCGGGGCCAGGCCAGGGUCAGCGUGCAGGUACGGGACGUCAACGAGGCGCCCGUGUUCCAGGAAAACCCGCUGCGGACCAGCCUGGCUGAGGGUGCAGCGCCAGGAACCCCUGUGGCCACCUUCUCUGCCCGAGACCCUGACACACAGCAGCUGCAGAGGCUCAGCUACUCCAAGGACUACGACCCUGAGGACUGGCUGCAAGUGGACGGGGCCACCGGCCAGGUCCAGACCCAGCGUGUGCUCAGCCCCGCUUCGCCCUUCCUCAAGGACGGCUGGUACAGGGCCAUCAUCCUGGCCCAAGACGAUGCCUCCCCACCCAGCACGGCCACUGGCACCCUGUCCAUUGAGAUCCUGGAGGUCAAUGACCACGCCCCUGAGCUGUCCCCACCGUGGGGCAGCCUGUGCAGCGCACCUGACCAGGGCUCUGGUCUUCUCCUGGGGGCCAUGGAUGAGGACCUGCCCCCCCACGGGGCCCCCUUCCACUUCCAGCUGAGCCCCAGGAUCCCAGAGCUGGCUCAGAACUGGAGCCUCAGCCAGGUUAAUGUUAGCCACGCACGCCUGCGGCUGCGGCACCAGGUCCAAGAGGGGUUGCACCGCCUCAGCCUGCUGCUCCGAGACUCAGGACAGCCGCCCCAGCAGCGCGAGCAGCCCCUGAACGUGACCGUGUGCCGCUGCGGUCCAGACGGCGCCUGCCUACCAGGGUCCGCUGCGCUGCGGGCAGGCGGUGCGGGCCUCAGCCUGGGCGCCCUGGUCAUCAUGCUGGCCAGCGUCAUCCUGCUGCUCUUGCUCGCCCUGCUGGUGGCCCUCCUGACACGGUUCCGGCAGCAGUCGUGGGACAAGGGGCUCCUGCACGGGCUGCAGGACGACCUCCGGGACAACAUCCUCAACUAUGAUGAGCAGGGGGGCGGAGAGGACCAGGACGCCUAUGACAUGGACCAGCUACGCCACCCGGCAGAGCUGGUGGCCCUGAGCACCCCCCUGGGACGGCCACCACUGCGCAGAGAUGCCCCAUUUGGCAGAGCGCACCCCCAGGCCGCCCGCACGCUGCCCACCAGCCCCUCCGACAUCGCUGACUUCAUCAACGAGGGCCUGGAGGCUGCAGACAGUGACCCCAGUGUCCCACCCUACGACACGGCUCUCAUCUUCGACUACGAGGGCGACGGCUCCGAGGCGGGGACGCUGAGCUCCAUCCUCUCCAGCCUGGGCGACGGUGAUCAGGACUACAGCUGCCUCUGGGACUGGGGCCCGCGCUUCGCCCGGCUGGCUGAUUUGUAUGGGCCCCCGUGAGGGCAGACGGGGGAGGGGCUUUCUGGUGGGGCCCUGGACACAGGAGGCAGACCACAGGACCCAACUCGACACCCCUCACUUGGCUGUAUGGCUGAGAGGCCCAGCUGACCCCCCCGGAGGUGGACAGAGGGCACUGGGCCCCACCCAGGGGCUUGGUCAGCCUGGCUCCCGCAGGGGAGGUCAGAACCCAGAGCCCAGAGUGGAGCGGCCAGAAGGCAGUGCCCCUCUGCCCAGUCCAUGGCCCCCAGGGGUAUCAGAGGCCCCAUCCCCAGCUCGGCCUCCCGCCCACGUGGACCUCAUCUCUGCAGGGAAGGAAGCCGCCCUCCGGCAAAUGUGAAUUAAAGACAUGCUAGUCUCUCCA
Vicugna pacos (alpaca) is the source of this 2833-nucleotide messenger RNA. The record is from RefSeq and is a predicted model, not a curated record. NCBI's taxonomy places the organism in Eukaryota, Metazoa, Chordata, Mammalia, Artiodactyla, Camelidae.